Messenger RNA from Symphalangus syndactylus (siamang), 3077 nucleotides. RefSeq names its product mesoderm specific transcript (gene MEST). NCBI's taxonomy places the organism in Eukaryota, Metazoa, Chordata, Mammalia, Primates, Hylobatidae. Gene Ontology annotation, molecular function: monoacylglycerol lipase activity. The record is from RefSeq and is a predicted model, not a curated record. Gene Ontology annotation, biological process: acylglycerol catabolic process. Gene Ontology annotation, cellular component: membrane.
GGGUGUCACUCCUGCCCGCAAUGGAAUGUUCAGAACGCGGGACCUCCUUGGGUUAGGAUUUCUAGACCCCGUAAUCGCCUUGGUAAGAUUUAGGAUUUCUGGACCCCAGCGUCAUCUUGAUAUGACUUAGGAUCCAUAAUGACCCUGGUCUCACCCUGAUGCGAAUUGGGAUUUUUAGAUCCUGGCAUCACCCUGGCGCGAUUUAGGAUUUUUAUACUCAGUCAUUGCUGCAGCAUGAUUUAGGAUUUCUAAACCCCAGCAUCGCCCUGGUUUGAUUUAGGAUAUUUAGACUCCGGCUUCCUUCUGGUGCGAUUCAGGAUUUUUAGACUCCGCCGUUGCCGUGGCGCGAUUUAGGAUUUAUAGAUCCCAGCAAAGCCCUGGUGCGAUGUAGGAUUUUUAGACCCCGCCAUUGCCGUGGUGCGACUUAAAGGAUAGACCCCAGCAUCGCCCUGGUGCGAUUUAGAAUUUUUAGAACCCCGGUAUCUCCGUGGCACACCUUAGGAUUUCAAGAACGGGAUAAUCGCAGUGCCCAGAUCGCCGCGGUACAGCUUAGGAUUUCAAGACCCAGCUAUCACGGUGGCGGGAGUCACCGCAGAGUGACUAGAACUCGCAGUGCCCAUCAGCCGCCUUAAGUAUUUUUCAGAUUUCAGUAACAAGCACGAGUGAGAACGGCGAUGUGACCAAACUGUCAUGUUGCGCAGGGAUUGUUCACCUUGGUUUCGCGGGUUUUCAAAGUGGUUCGUCUCGCGGCGACGCCAUCAGAUUGGAAUGAUGAACAAAUAUGGCGAGUGCUAUGGCAGACAGAGGUUCGAUUAUAGUCUCGGUCAGCUUUGUGCCUAUGUGAAGGGCAAUGUAAUCAUUGCAUGGAUGAGGGAGUGGUGGGUCCAGGUGGGGCUGCUGGCCGUGCCCCUGCUUGCUGCGUACCUGCACAUCCCACCCCCUCAGCUCUCCCCUGCCCUUCACUCAUGGAAGUCUUCAGGCAAGUUUUUCACUUACAAGGGACUGCGUAUCUUCUACCAAGACUCUGUGGGUGUGGUUGGAAGUCCAGAGAUAGUUGUGCUUUUACACGGUUUUCCAACAUCCAGCUACGAUUGGUACAAGAUUUGGGAAGGUCUGACCUUGAGGUUUCAUCGGGUGAUUGCCCUUGAUUUCUUAGGUUUUGGCUUCAGUGACAAACCGAGACCACAUCACUAUUCCAUAUUUGAGCAGGCCAGCAUCGUGGAAGCGCUUUUGCGGCAUCUGGGGCUCCAGAACCGCAGGAUCAACCUUCUUUCUCAUGACUAUGGAGAUAUUGUUGCUCAGGAGCUUCUCUACAGGUACAAGCAGAAUCGAUCUGGUCGGCUUACCAUAAAGAGUCUCUGUCUGUCAAAUGGAGGUAUCUUUCCUGAGACUCACCGUCCACUCCUUCUCCAAAAGCUACUCAAAGAUGGAGGUGUGCUGUCACCCAUCCUCACACGACUGAUGAACUUCUUCGUAUUCUCUCGAGGUCUCACCCCAGUCUUUGGGCCGUAUACUCGGCCCUCUGAGAGUGAGCUGUGGGACAUGUGGGCAGGGAUCCGCAACAAUGACGGGAACUUAGUCAUUGACAGUCUCUUACAGUACAUCAAUCAGAGGAAGAAGUUCAGAAGGCGCUGGGUGGGAGCUCUUGCCUCUGUAACUAUCCCCAUUCAUUUUAUCUAUGGGCCAUUGGAUCCUGUAAAUCCCUAUCCAGAGUUUUUGGAGCUGUACAGGAAAACGCUGCCGCGGUCCACAGUGUCGAUUCUGGAUGACCACAUUAGCCACUAUCCACAGCUAGAGGAUCCCAUGGGCUUCUUGAAUGCAUAUAUGGGCUUCAUCAACUCCUUCUGAGCUGGAAAGAGUAGCUUCCCUGUAUUACCUCCCCUACUCCCUUAUCUGUUGUGUAUUCCACUUAGGAAGAAAUGCCCAAAACAGGUCCUGGCCAUCAAACAUUAUUCUCUCACAAAGUCCACUUAAAUUGGUGAACAGUGUAUAGGAAGAAGCUAGCAGGAGCUCUGACUAAGGUUGACAUAAUAGUCCACCUCCCAUUACUUUGACAUCUGAUCAAAUGUAUAGACUUGGCUUGGUUUUUGUGCUAUUAGGAAAUUCUGAUGAGCAUUACUAUUCACUGAUGCAGAAAGACGUUCUUUUGCAUAAAAGACUUUUUUAACACUUUGGACUUCUCUGAAAUAUUUAGAAGUGCUAAUUUCUGGCCCACCCCCAGCAGGAAUUCUAUAGUAAGGAGGAGAAGAAGGGGGUCUCCUUCCCUCUCCUUGAAUGACGUUAUGGGCACAUGCCUUUUAAAAGUUCUUUAAGCAACACAGAGCUGAGUCCUCUUUGUCAUACCUUUGGAUUUAGUUUCAUCAGCUGUUUUUAGUUAUAAACAUUUUGUUAAAAUAGAUAUUGGUUUAAAUGAUAUAGUAUUUUAGGUAUGAUUUAAGACUAUGAUUUACCUAUACAUUAUAUAUAUUUUAUAAAGAUACUAAACCAGCAUACCCUUACUCUGCCAGAGUAGUGAAGCUAAUUAAACAUAUUUGAUUUCUGAAUAAAUUGAACUAAAUCCAAACUAUUUCCUAAAAUCACAGGACAUUAAGGACCAAUAGCAUCUGUGCCAGAGAUGUACUGUUAUUAGCUGGGAAGACCAAUUCUAACAGCAAAUAACAGUCUGAGACUCCUCAUACCUCAGUGGUUAGAAGCAUGUCUCUCUUGAGCUACUGUAGAGGGGAAGGGAUUGUUGUGUAGUCCCAGUCACCAUGCUGAAUGUACACUGAUUCCUUUAUGAUGACUGCUUAACUCCCCAUUGCCUGUCCCAGAGAGGCUUUCCAGUGUAGCUCAGUAAUUCCUGUACUUUACAGACAGGAAAGUUCCAGAAACUUUAAGAAGAACAAACUCUGAAAGACCUAUGAGCAAAUGGUGCUGAAUACUUUUUUUUUUAAGCCACAUUUCAUUGUCUCAGUCAAAGCAGGAUUAUUAAGUGAUUAUUUAAAAUUCAUUUUUUUAAAUUAGCAACUUCAAGUAUAACAACUUUGAAACUGGAAUAAGUGUUUAUUUUCUAUUAAUAAAAAUGAAUUGUGACAAAA